This is a messenger RNA of Melanotaenia boesemani (Boeseman's rainbowfish), 2787 nucleotides long. Its product is annotated as transmembrane protein 275. The transcript is spliced from 2 exons. The record is from RefSeq and is a predicted model, not a curated record. The coding region runs from base 533 to 1138 and encodes 201 amino acids. NCBI's taxonomy places the organism in Eukaryota, Metazoa, Chordata, Actinopteri, Atheriniformes, Melanotaeniidae.
ACAGGGGAGUCGCAUCCAGCGGUCCAGAAAGAAGGGAACACGCUAUGUGCGACACAUCACAUAUAAACUCAUAAAAUAUGACGACCUCACACCGACUACUGGGAAGGUGCUUCGCACACACCGGGGGCUUUAUUUCAUUUCCGUUGCAGGGAUGACCUGGCAGGUGCUACAAGCUCUCAUCUGGUCCACAUCAGGAGUAGCGCGCGGUGCUGCGUCUGCGUGUCACCUCAAAAGAAAUGCCGUCUCACCGAAGUGAUCAUCUAUUUCCUGGCGGAUUUUAUGCCACAGCAAGCAGGAUCGUCUUGCAUUGUGUUUCUCGAGUCACAGACUGAAUUUGACUUGUGUCCCCAGGACUGAAAAAGCUUCGAAAGCCGGAUGCAAAAACCUUCGUUUGGUGCUUAUGCAGCCUUGUCAGUAAUUACACCCCACAGCUAAACCGGGAGUCACCCUAUAAAUCGACUGAUUAAACAAUGGAAAGACCUUCAAUAUGUCGACCUAGAGGAUAGAAGAGAGAAGGCCUGGAGUUGAAGCCAUGGUCAUCACUGAUAGAAACAAUGACACCCCUGUGCCUAAAAAGGAUUCCCAGAAGAAGAGGAAGUCUCGUCCUCAUGGCCUGCCCUCUCCUGCACUCUGCUGUGCCUGUGGCCUAUGCAUCAUGCUGGCAGGACUCAACAUCACCCUGGUGGGAGCAUUUGCCUUCAGCACAUUGGUGCCUUCUGCCAAUCCCCCUAUAAUCAUUGGACCUGUCCUGCUGCUGGUAGCUUUCUCUUUUUUUGGAGCCUGUUGCGUGUGCAGCCGUCUCCCUCCUCCCAACAGCUCACGAGGGUCUAAAGUGGGUGCCAGGGGCACAGGAUUGAUGGGACGUGGCGGGCUGGCUGGUGGGGCAGCAUUUGAAAUAGAGACAAGUGAGCACACGCUCCAGGACACUACAGCUGUGCAGCUGAGCCCCACAUCCUCUCCUGGAUCAUCCCGGGCCUCCAGCGCAGAGAUAGAGACCCCUGAUGCAGGAUCUUGCAAGAUUUUCACCAUGGAGACCAACGGUCCUUCUUGUGUUUCUGCUACAGCGGUAUAUUCAGCCUCAGCAGCAGCAGGCAGGGAGGUGAAGCUCAACCUGCCACGUGAAGAAGUGGUCACCUAGCAGAGCAGGAACUCAUCCAAAGCCAGAGUUCUAGCAGUGUAAAUAUCCAUCUGAUUCGAGGGCUUGGUGGGAGUGAUUGUGUCUUAAUGUUUACCUAGUGCCAUCUGUCUAGUCGUGACAAAUUGUCAAGGGUAUGAUUUUAAUUUCUCUUGCUGUUCAACAAGUCAGUAGCAUGCAAAUUUAAUAAAACAUUAGUAUUUUGGAUCAUUGGUAUUGGAAUUUAAAUUCCUACCUCUGUUGUGCUGUUUCCUUUUAGGUCUGUUUUAAACAUGGGGCAUUAUGAACAAUUUUCAUGUAGAAAUCUAAGCAUCAGAAAUAUUAAGUAUUUAUUUUUCUCUGUUACUGUGGUUAGUCACAUUCUGUCAGCUCAGAUUGCAGAAAGUUCAAUAGAAAUUUUUGAUGAGUGAUUAAUUCUGAAAAGAUUACAUGUGAAAGGCCAACAGCUGAUCUUCACAGGUGACAUUUGGCAUUUUGUGUGCCAUGCUCAGCCCUGAACUUGUUUUGGGGCCUAUGAUAUUUUUUAGGUCAAAGGGGCCCCAAAGCAAUAUUGUUCAGCAAAUAUUCAACUUUUGGCACAACUGUGUGAUGGCACAAUGCUAUAGGCAAUGAGUUUGCAGUACUUUUACAUGCAACUGUGCACAGUUUUGGAUCUUGGAGGCAUUAUACUUGUAGUUUGAUGUAGCUUUUGUCAUCACACCAACCAUAACACUGUGAAUAUUAUGUUUCGCUCCAUGGUCUCAACAGCUUCUAAUAAUGUGCAAAGUUAGUUGCAGCUUCCAUGCUCAUUAUAUAUAUAUAUUUUUUUCCCCCCCAGCAGAGUGGAAAAGGAGUUUAGGCCAUGAUGACUCUUGGGUCAUGUCAAACUUAAAUUUAUAGCGGGACUCAAUUUAAACAGUAUAUUUUCUGAAUUUUAAACACAUGAAUUUCACAAUACGCAUUUACCUCAGCUGCACUACUAUUUAUAAUAUUGGAAAGCCAAGGCAUUAAACAGAGUUUAGAUAUUCAGAUUACUUUUUAAUUACUUAUUAAAAAUAAUCUGUUUUACCGUCACUGUGAUGUCUUCUUGUCAUUCAUACAGUAGGCCUAACUGGUCAUAGGAGACAUUUAAACCCUGUUCUCCUUUGAAAGGAAAGUUGCCUUAGACUGAAAUAUCAGGAUCAAUUUAAUGAGGGCUAUAUAAAAGUGCACAACAGCAGUUUUCUUCAGAAAGCCAUUGCUUGGCUCUGAAUUUAUAGGAAAGCCUCAACAAGUUUUGGUUUUUGUGAGUGUUAUAAAUGCAUGUGAAUGGCUUAAGUGUUACAUCUAACAGACAUAUAGAAUAGCAGCAGAGUAAACAUCUGCAUACAUCCACAUUCCUUGUACACUUAAAUUAUUUAUGAUGCAGUUUUCCUAUCAAAGCACAGUUUCAUGCCAAAUGAGAGUGCUUUGCCCAAUUUUGCAUGUUUAGAAAAAGAAAUGUGGAAAUGCAAAUACCCCUGAAUUAUUGAUGUUUUCUGUGUUUUUGAUUUGUGUAGCACUUAAACAGAAACUGGGGAAAAAAGAAAACAUGUAAAGGCUGAAAUAUUUUUGUAAAGAUUAUGAUAUCAAGUAACCAACUCAAAUGUGAAUACUUCAAAAGUCCAAUAUAAAUAAAUAAAUAAAUAAUAAUA